Clarias gariepinus (North African catfish) is the source of this 2237-nucleotide messenger RNA. It is a transcript of the gene atp6v0d1, whose product is annotated as ATPase H+ transporting V0 subunit d1. Gene Ontology annotation, cellular component: plasma membrane proton-transporting V-type ATPase complex; early endosome; lysosomal membrane. The record is from RefSeq and is a predicted model, not a curated record. NCBI's taxonomy places the organism in Eukaryota, Metazoa, Chordata, Actinopteri, Siluriformes, Clariidae. Gene Ontology annotation, molecular function: proton-transporting ATPase activity, rotational mechanism. The transcript is spliced from 8 exons. The coding region runs from base 123 to 1175 and encodes 350 amino acids. Gene Ontology annotation, biological process: vacuolar acidification; proton transmembrane transport; vacuolar transport.
GAUCUAUCACAUGAGCGGCUGUUCCUCUGCAGUCCGGCCCGCACUCACUUACAGUGGACACACUUACUUAUCUUACUAAGGAUUUAGCAUCCUGUAACUAGGUAGAUUUAAAAGUAAUCAACAUGCCUUUUUCGGAAUUAUAUUUUAACGUGGAUAAUGGUUAUUUGGAAGGGCUGGUGAGGGGGUUUAAGGCUGGAAUCCUCACACAGGGAGAUUACCUCAACCUGGUUCAGUGUGAAACGCUGGAAGAUCUGAAGCUUCACCUACAGAGCACAGAUUAUGGAAGUUUUCUGGCCAACGAAGCGUCUCCCCUCACCGUAUCGGUCAUCGAUGACAAGCUGAAGGAGAAAAUGGUGGUGGAGUUCCGUCACAUGAGGAACCAGUCUUAUGAGCCUUUGGCCAGCUUCAUGGAUUUUAUCACAUACAGCUACAUGAUUGAUAACGUCAUCCUCCUGAUUACCGGCACGCUGCACCAGAGGGCUAUUUCAGAGCUGGUGCCUAAAUGCCACCCUCUGGGCAGCUUUGAGCAGAUGGAGGCCGUCAACAUUGCACAGACUCCUGCUGAGCUCUACAAUGCCAUUUUGGUUGACACACCGCUGGCUGCUUUCUUUCAGGAUUGCAUCUCAGAGCAGGAUCUUGAUGAGAUGAACAUAGAGAUCAUCCGUAAUACCCUGUACAAGGCUUAUCUUGAGGCCUUUUAUAAGUUCUGCACCAACCUAGGUGGGACCACAGCGGACACCAUGUGCCCUAUUUUGGAAUUUGAGGCGGACCGGAGGGCCUUCAUAAUUACCAUCAACUCAUUUGGGACAGAGCUGUCUAAAGAAGAUCGGGCUAAACUCUUCCCUCACUGUGGAAAGCUUUACCCAGAAGGUCUAGCACAGCUGGCACGGGCUGAUGACUAUGAGCAAGUCAAAGCUGUUGCAGACUACUACCCUGAAUACAAGCUUCUGUUUGAGGGUGCCGGUAGUAACCCAGGAGAUAAAACGCUGGAGGACCGCUUCUUCGAGCACGAGGUGAAGCUAAACAAACUGGCUUUCCUUAACCAGUUCCACUUUAGUGUGUUCUACGCUUAUGUGAAGCUGAAGGAGCAGGAAUGCCGUAACAUUGUGUGGAUCGCAGAGUGCAUCGCUCAGAGGCACCGCGCCAAGAUCGACAACUAUAUCCCCAUUUUCUAAUGUUAGACCCUCUCGUUAACUCUUGUCUAAAAUUUGUUCAUGACACCUUGUUAUUUAUAAGUUCUGUAUAUUUGGAAUAAUGUCUAUAAUCUAAUGAUGUAUGUUUGUCUAGAAAUCGGGCUUACAGGCAACAGCUUUCUCCGGUUCAUAUUUGACAUGUUUACAGCCUGCCUAGGAAAGAAUCGUCCUUGGUGGUGCUUGGUUCAUUUAAAGUGUUGAACACUUUAAAGUGGUACUUAGGGGUCAAAAAUAGCAUUAAUCAAGUUACACCUCAGCAUUGUGUUGUAGCUCCCAUAAAUAAUGUCUGACUAGACAAACGCUGACUUUGACAUCCUGUUUUUUCUCGUACAAGCAGCUUUUUUUUUUGUAAACCCACCUAUAGACAUUAGUCUUACUUUAAUCCAUUACUAUAGAAAUGAACUAAAGGGAUCUUUAGUCCUGAGAUGCGUGUUAGAAAAAAAUCAGUGGAACAUCCCAAUGGAUAAAGUGAAAGUUUAAUUAGAUGUUCUAUAGAUGUUCUAUAGUUAGGGCUGCAUGAUUGAUUUAAACAUUCCAUUAUGUUAACAUGUCUGUACAUCCAUAGCUUAUUGCACCGAAUAAUUUUCUUUUCUGAACGCUUCCAAAUUAAACCUCACUGUGUAGGCAUGUCACUUUUUCUUUGAAAAGAAAAUUCCAUUAGUCAUUUCUCUCGUUCAAACUUAUCCAGUUGCAUUGAGUAUUACAAAAAUGUUGGUGGAAACAACAUAAACCUGAAAUUUCUUGAUAAAAACAUGUACAAGUGGAUUUGUAUCGCUUUUACUUGUGUUAAAAAUGCAUUACACUGUGUUGAAGCUGAUGUGAAUUGUGAUCAUCUCUUUUUGUAAAUUAGUGUCGACUAACUUAUGGUGUAGAUCAAAUUUUAUCCACGAGAGCCAAAUGUGAAAGGUCGGGCCUAUAAAAGAAAGAAUUCUAUGGAAAUAUGACCUCUCGUUCAGGUAUCCCGUGCUGUAAAAACUAUAUUGUUUUUCUGUAAUCUUACUUGUGUUUUGUGUUAAAGAGAAUUAUAUGGAGUAUGUAUCUAAA